Messenger RNA from Penaeus vannamei (Pacific white shrimp), 1663 nucleotides. RefSeq names its product mitochondrial import inner membrane translocase subunit Tim22. NCBI's taxonomy places the organism in Eukaryota, Metazoa, Arthropoda, Malacostraca, Decapoda, Penaeidae. Gene Ontology annotation, molecular function: transmembrane protein transporter activity. Gene Ontology annotation, biological process: protein insertion into mitochondrial inner membrane. Gene Ontology annotation, cellular component: TIM22 mitochondrial import inner membrane insertion complex. The record is from RefSeq and is a predicted model, not a curated record.
UCCAGACCGUAUCCCCUUCACAGCGGCAUGAUCGUCUGCAGUAAACAAAAAGUCUUGAGGUCCAGUCCCGUGUGUGUUUGAAUGAAAUUACCAUGAAACCAGGGUCAACACGGCGAACAAAACAGUGACAAAUUCCAGUACAACUUCCCUUCUCCCCACACAUCCCAGUCAAGAAGGAGAAGGACCCAGCGAAAUGUCAGCCGAAGUGGCAUCGAGUUCGGCUGUCCAGGAUGGCCCGAGGAAGACCUUAUUUACCCCGCAGGAGAUCGACCAAAUCGCCAAGUUCCUCGUAGCGAACCAGAGGAGAGAAAGGGAAAAUGUCAUUAUUCCAAGGACCUUUGUUCCUGUGGUGAUCAAGGGGAGAGAAGAGAAGACAGUAGAGGCGAUAUUCGAGAGCUGUCCUUUCAAGGCGGUGUUGUCUCUCAUGGCAGGCUUUGUCCUUGGUGGUGGUAUUGGUCUAUUUGCCGCCAGUGUGACACCAACUAUACCAACCCCAGAAAAACCUACACAGUCAGCCCGAGAGGUUCUCAGAGAACUAAAAGUUUCUACACUUUCAUACGGUAAAAAUUUUGCUGCUAUUGGAUUCCUGUUUUCAGGGAUAGAAUGUGGGAUUGAAUCAUACCGUGGGAAGAGCGACUGGAAAAAUGGAACGUAUGCUGGAGGUCUCACAGGAGGUCUUCUUGGAAUUAGAGCUGGAGUGAAGGCCGGAGUACUUGGUGCCUGUGGAUUUGCAGUUUUCUCCUUUGCUAUUGAUUACUACAUGAGAGGAGGACUCUGAUUUUUUUUUUUUUUUUCUGGGGGGGGGGGUGCAGUAGGGGUAAAAAAGAUUUAUGUGAUGUGUUUUUUAUGAAAAGAUUUACCUUCAAGGUUUCCCAUAACAUUGUUUAUUCAUGUGGCAAGAUGGCAGUGAUGUCCUCUAAAAUAUUCAGAACUUGUAAAUUACAACUUUUAUAAAGUUGAAUUUAGAGAUUUGUGAUACAGAUAUCAUGUUUUCAGAUAGUGUAUGGUUUUAAGAAAGAUUAUAACAUACAUUGGAAUUGAGAGGUAUUCUCUUUCUAUUUGUUUAAAUGGACAAAUUACAUGCAGGUAACAAGCAAUAAAUCUGCUUAUUAUUGUUGUAGAAUUUAUUUCAGAAAUCACCUUAAAUUGGCAUGAUUUGUAAAAUAUUAGAAAGAUAAUGCUUCCAUGAUGAGGUACUAUGUUGGCUUAAAGAUUUUCAAAUUUCAGAAAAAAAUAUUUGUUAUGUAAGAACCAUUUCUGUAUGAAAAUCCUGUUUUCCAAAUUUCAUUUUUUCUCUAAUGAACGGUAAAUACUGUACAAUCUGUAGAGUUUGAUGUAUCUACAAACCUAAGAAAGGGCCUGGUACAGUUUGAUGAAGUGAAGUGGCUACAUGGUUAAUUAAAUUAUGUAAACAGUGAAUUAUUGUUUAAAGCUAACAUAGCAGAAUAUUGUAAUUGAGUAUGCAUUUCUCUAUUUUUGUUAAGCAAAAGGAGUACCUGGCCAAUACCUAGAGUGCUUGUUAACCACUUCAUCACUAAGCUUAGUCUGCCAAAUGAUGUUAGCUUUGUACUUUUAUUUGUUAAUACUGUUGAUCUAUUUUCAUAUAUGAUAUGUAUAUACAGUGUAUAUGACAUAAGAUGUGUAAAUAAAAUUGAACAAGAAA